AGCGAGGUGGGAAAUAAGGUCCAAAAGUACAAAGUGGGAGAUCGAGUUGGCGUUGGGUAUAUAGUGGGUCAUGCCGUGCCUGUGAUAGCUGCAAAGAAGAUCUUGAGAAUUACUGCCCCAAAAGUAUACUGACUAAUGGGGCCAAAUAUCAUGAUGGAACUGUUACAUAUGGAGGUUACUCCAACACUAUGGUUGCGGAUGAACACUUUAUCGUCCGCAUACCUGAGAAGUUGCCUCUUGAUGCUGCUGCUCCACUGCUCUGCGCUGGAGUUACGGUGUAUAGUCCAUUGAGAUAUUAUGGACUUGAUAAGCCUGGUUUGCAUAUCGGCGUGGUUGGACUGGGUGGACUUGGUCAUGUUGCAGUGAAAUUCGCCAAGGCGAUGGGAGCCAAAGUUACAGUGAUAAGCACCUCCUCUAGUAAAAAGAAGGAAGCUCUAGAAAAUCUUGGUGCUGAUUCGUUUUUGGUCAGCGGCGGAGACCACGAUCAGCUCCAGGGUUCCACUGGCACAUUGGAUGGAAUCAUCGACACAGUAUCAGCUGAACACCCUCUGCUGCCAUUGCUUGGGCUGUUGAAGUCUAACGGAAAGCUUGUUCUUCUUGGUGCUCCGGAGAAAUCACUAGAUUUACCUGUUUUUCCUUUGCUCCAAGGGAGGAAAGUGGUGGGAGGGAGCUUGACCGGAGGGAUGAAGGAGACUCAAGAGAUGAUUGACUUCGCAGCUAAACAUAACGUAAAACCAGACAUUGAAGUUGUAGCCAUGGAGUAUGUGAACACUGCCAUGCAACGCCUUCUCAAGUCUGAUGUCAAAUACCGUUUCGUCAUUGACAUUGGGAACACUUUGAGGGCCACUUAUUGAAGUUUUUCCUCACUAUUACUACCAAACCAAUAGCCAAAAUACCACUCCAAAUAUUA
Hibiscus syriacus is the source of this 910-nucleotide messenger RNA. RefSeq names its product probable mannitol dehydrogenase. The record is from RefSeq and is a predicted model, not a curated record. Gene Ontology annotation, molecular function: cinnamyl-alcohol dehydrogenase activity. Lineage: Eukaryota; Viridiplantae; Streptophyta; Magnoliopsida; Malvales; Malvaceae. Gene Ontology annotation, biological process: lignin biosynthetic process. The transcript has 3 exons. The coding region runs from base 189 to 854 and encodes 221 amino acids.